Molecule: messenger RNA, 2193 nt
Organism: Budorcas taxicolor (takin)
Lineage: Eukaryota; Metazoa; Chordata; Mammalia; Artiodactyla; Bovidae
Gene: GUCY1A2
Product: guanylate cyclase 1 soluble subunit alpha 2
Exons: 8
Coding region: 1-2193 (730 amino acids)
Biological process (GO): cGMP biosynthetic process; response to oxygen levels
Cellular component (GO): guanylate cyclase complex, soluble
Molecular function (GO): guanylate cyclase activity; heme binding
Source: RefSeq, a predicted model, not a curated record
AUGUCUCGGAGGAAGAUUUCGUCCGAGUCCUUCAGCUCCCUGGGCUCCGACUAUCUGGAGACCAGCCCCGAGGAAGAGACGGAGUGCCCGUUGUCCAGGCUCUGCUGGAACGGCGGCCGCAGCGCGCCCGGGCCGCCCGAGCCCAGCGCGGCGCACGUCUCCGCCCGAGCCCCGGCGGCCGGCGCAGCCGCCGCCGCCGCAGUCAGCGCCGCCACGGCUGGGGCUAGGCGAGCGCAGCGCCGCAGGCGGGUCAACCUGGACUCACUGGGCGAGAGCAUCAGCCGUCUGACGGCGCCCUCGCCCCAGAUGAUACAGCAGACUCUCAAGAGGACACUGCAAUAUUAUGAGCACCAAGUUACAGGUUAUAGGGAUACAGAAAAGAAUUUCUACAAUAUCUCUAACAGAUGCUCCUAUGCAGACCAUUCCAACAAAGAGGACAUUGAAGAGGUCUCAGGAAUUCUUCAGUGUACUGCUAAUGUACUCGGUUUGAAGUUUGAGGAAAUCCAAGAAAGAUUUGGUGAGGAGUUCUUUAAUAUAUGCUUUGAUGACAAUGAGAGAGUCCUUCGAGCUGUAGGUGGCACAUUGCAGGACUUUUUUAAUGGCUUUGAUGCUUUGUUGGAACAUAUUAGAACUUCUUUUGGAAAACAGGCCACUCUAGAGUCACCAUCAUUCCUAUGCAAAGAGCUCCCUGAAGGUACUCUUAUACUCCAUUACUUCCACCCUCACCACAUUGUGGGGUUUGCAAUGCUUGGAAUGAUUAAGGCUGCAGGAAAGAAGAUCUAUCGGCUGGAUGUGGAAGUGAACCAGGUCGCUGAGAAACUGUGCUCCGAUGGUUCAAACCCAGGCAAUUGUAAUGGCCUCGCUUUCCUUAUCAGACAAUGUGAAAAUGCUAAUAUCACGAAGAACCUUCCUCAGGGAACAUCCCAAGUUCCUGCGGACCUCAGAAUUAGCAUCAACACCUUCUGCAGAGCCUUCCCUUUUCACUUGAUGUUUGACCCCCACAUGUCAGUCCUUCAACUGGGGGAAGGCCUAAGGAAGCAGCUCCGAUGUGACACUCACAAAGUGCUCAAGUUUGAGGACUGCUUUGAGAUCAUUUCUCCGAAGGUUAAUGCCACCUUUGAAAGGGUUCUGCUGCGCCUGUCUACCCCAUUUGUGAUUAGGACCAAGCCUGAGGCUUCUAGCACUGAGAAUAAAGACAAGGUGAUGGAAGUUAAAGGACAAAUGAUCCAUGUCUCGGAAUCAAAUUCCAUUUUAUUCUUGGGUUCUCCAUGUGUGGACAAGUUGGAUGAACUUAUGGGACGAGGGCUACAUCUCUCAGACAUCCCUAUCCAUGAUGCUACUCGAGAUGUCAUCUUGGUUGGUGAGCAGGCAAAGGCCCAAGAUGGGCUGAAGAAGAGGAUGGAUAAAUUAAAAGCAACUUUAGAAAGAACUCACCAGGCCCUGGAAGAAGAGAAAAAGAAAACAGUGGAUCUUCUAUACUCCAUUUUCCCUGGUGAUGUAGCCCAGCAAUUGUGGCAAGGGCAGCAAGUGCAGGCCAGAAAGUUUGAUGAUGUCACCAUGCUGUUUUCAGACAUUGUUGGCUUCACGGCCAUAUGUGCCCAGUGUACCCCCAUGCAAGUCAUCAGCAUGCUGAAUGAACUGUACACAAGAUUCGACCACCAAUGUGGAUUUUUGGAUAUUUAUAAGGUGGAAACAAUAGGUGAUGCAUACUGUGUUGCUGCAGGGCUCCAUAGAAAAAGCCUUUGCCAUGCUAAACCCAUUGCUCUGAUGGCCCUGAAGAUGAUGGAACUUUCAGAAGAGGUGUUGACACCUGAUGGAAGACCAAUUCAGAUGAGGAUAGGCAUUCACUCAGGCUCUGUGCUGGCUGGAGUUGUUGGGGUAAGAAUGCCACGAUAUUGCCUGUUUGGAAAUAACGUCACUCUGGCAAGCAAAUUUGAAUCAGGAAGUCAUCCUCGACGCAUCAAUGUCAGCCCAACCACUUACCAAUUAUUAAAACGAGAAGAAAAUUUCACAUUCAUUCCUCGGUCCCGUGAAGAGCUUCCAGACAACUUUCCAAAAGAAAUCCCUGGUAUCUGCUAUUUCCUGGAGGUAAGAACUGGUCCUAAGCAGCCAAAGCCUUCUCUUUCUUCAUCGAAAAUAAAAAAGGUUUCCUACAACAUUGGCACUAUGUUCCUCCGGGAGACAAGCCUCUGA